Molecule: messenger RNA, 1205 nt
Organism: Coccinella septempunctata (seven-spotted ladybird)
Lineage: Eukaryota; Metazoa; Arthropoda; Insecta; Coleoptera; Coccinellidae
Gene: Rpn8
Product: 26S proteasome non-ATPase regulatory subunit 7
Exons: 2
Coding region: 113-1069 (318 amino acids)
Biological process (GO): proteasome-mediated ubiquitin-dependent protein catabolic process
Cellular component (GO): proteasome complex; proteasome regulatory particle
Molecular function (GO): protein binding; metallopeptidase activity
Source: RefSeq, a predicted model, not a curated record
AUAUAUAUUUCAAGAUUUUGAUUUGUCAUUAAGCAUCUUUUCAGGGUACCUAAAAGUAUAAUUUGAAUUGACUGCGGCUUGUAAUAAGUUUAAGAAUAAUUCACCAGCCAAUAUGCCGAGUUCAGAAGUUACAACUUCAAAGGUUGUGGUUCAUCCUUUGGUGUUAUUGAGUGUGGUUGAUCACUUUAACCGAAUGGGUAAAAUUGGUAACCAAAAGAGAGUAGUUGGGGUUCUCUUAGGUUGCUGGAGAGCAAAAGGGGUAUUGGAUGUAUCUAACAGUUUUGCAGUUCCGUUUGAUGAGGAUGACAAAGAUAAAUCAGUAUGGUUUCUGGAUCAUGAUUAUCUUGAAAAUAUGUAUGGAAUGUUCAAAAAAGUCAAUGCCCGGGAAAGGGUGGUAGGUUGGUACCACACUGGACCUAAAUUACAUCAAAAUGAUAUUGCCAUCAAUGAGUUAAUCCGACGUUACUGCCCCAAUUCGGUUUUGGUUAUCAUUGAUGCUAAACCAAAAGAUCUUGGCUUACCAACAGAAGCAUAUCAAGCUGUUGAAGAGGUACAUGAUGAUGGAUCUCCAACUUCCAAAACUUUCGAACAUGUUCCCAGUGAAAUUGGAGCUGAGGAAGCAGAGGAAGUAGGUGUUGAACAUUUAUUGAGAGACAUUAAAGAUACAACUGUUGGCACACUAUCUCAAAGAAUAACUAACCAACUCUUAGGCUUGAGAGGUCUUCAUUUACAGUUGCGCGACAUAAGAGAUUACCUCCUACAAGUCAGUGAAGAAAAAUUGCCCAUAAAUCACCAAAUUAUUUAUCAGCUACAGGAUAUUUUCAAUUUAUUACCUGAUAUUAAUAAUGAAGCCUUCAACAAAUCUUUUUAUGUUAAAAAUAAUGAUCAGAUGCUUGUUGUUUAUUUAGCUGCCUUAGUAAGGUCAAUUGUAGCUUUACACAAUCUAAUAAAUAAUAAGUUAACUAAUAAAGAUGCUGAAGAAGGUAAAAAAGACGAGAAGAAAGAAAAAGAAACUAAAGAUAAAGAAGCAAAAGAAAAGGAUUCGAAAAAAGAUGAGAAGAAAAAAUAGGUUUUUUAUUGCCUUCGAUUGUUAAAUUGAAGUACAUUCAAAUCUCACCGAUUAAUCUGUAUGUUUUCAUGAUUAUGAUAUGAAUUUUGUAAUUCAAGAAUGUUCACUGAGAAAGAAGAAUAAAAAUUUAACUUUU